CCGAAACGGUACGAGUCGGUUCAGAAGAUAUGAAGGCAGUAGGGGGAGGACUGAACUCUGAGAUCUCAAAGUUACAGGAGAUGGUGGCUGAGCUGAAGGCAGAUUUCUCCUCCGCCCUGCUGGAGCUGAGCAGAAUACAGCACAGUGACAGCUGUCUUCAGCAGGACAUCGAGCAAACCAGGCAGCACUGCAGCCAGCAGGCCCUUCAGCUCCAGGCCCUGGUGUGCAGCCUGAGGCACGAGCUCGGGGAGGCAAAGAGUCAAAUCACACAACUCAGUGAUCUGCAGCUGCAGCUGAAGCAAGGACUGGAGGCCAUCCAUUUUGAUAGAAGACACAUCCCGGAGACUUCAGCCCAACAGAUCAACGGAGAGAGUGGAGUGAAUGGCCAGUGGGAACUCUCCACACUAGGUCCAGCACCCAGGACUCGGCUUCUACUGCACUGCUAUCUCCAGGGGGUCAGAGCAGGACACUGCCACGGCCAAGACGUGGCCUGCUUUGGUCAGGUGUCUCAGAGCGUCUCUCUUGAGCUCAGCUCCUCCCUGACCCCAGCCUGCGGGGUGGGCACCCCCUCAGGACACACACCACAUAAUCCCCUCAAGGCCCCGACCAGGAUGCCCCCUGCCGCAGCUCCAUGGCCAGGAGGUGUCCUGCAGUCCUGCUCUCACCAGGACAGGAGGCAGCAGGUUGCUCUGGCGUUGCUCCAGUCUGAGAGACAGUACGUGUCCAGCUUGUAUCAGCUUCAGACUCUUUAUAAAACAACUCCAUCACCCCUGCCAAAGACACGGGAGCUCUGUCAGGUGUUUCUUGUAAACCUGGAGCAGUUGCUACAGUGCCACCUACAGGUCAGAAACUCUCUGGAGGAACGCAUCUCUGUCAGCGGCGGGCAGUGGCAGGGCCUUGUGGGAGAUGUGUUUGUCAAGCUCACAAGCCGUGAGUGCAACUUUUCGGACACCUACCUGACAUACCUCAGGAUGGUCCCUCUAGUUCUUUCAGAGCUUCUCGAGUCAGAGAGUGACAAGAUGGCCACACAGGGCAGACUGGGAGAGAAAGAGGAGCUGGAGCUGGUUUCUCUCAUCCUGAUGCCAGUCUCAAGGAUUCAUAGCUACCUCUCACACAUCCAGAGUUUGUUUCGAUGGACAAGCAGGGAGCACCCUGACCACUGUCUGCUAUUGCUCAGUGAAAGGACAUUGAAACAUUUCCUCUCCCGCUGUCAGGCUUUGAUCAAUGAUACCACCACACAAGCUGGCCAGGAUGUUGGUGAACUCAGGAGCACCAGCGGAUUCCCUACUGAGAACAGCACCAGGGCUGGUGAGCUGAGCCCCAUCCUGAGCUGCAGCAGCAGUGCCAGGGACAGCGGGAUACAGUGUGAGGAGCCCUGCAGUCCUACGUGCCGAAGCGAACUGCUGUCUGAACUGAACUCUGCAGUGCACUCUGGGAAAGCAGUCCCCUGUCUGAGGAGCCCGGGUUGGCAGAAGAGCAGUCAGGGCAGGAAUCUACAGCCUCUCUCCACUGUGGAAUCUUACAAACCACAGAGCCUUACCUCCAGUAACACAGAACAUACCAGCUUCUCACACCAAGGUGGGGCAGAAAGGCUGACACACUCCGACACAGCCACAUAUUCCAGCUGGACUCGGCAGCCCCCGACUUGCCUUGGAAAGGGGGCAGGGAGCUGCAAGUCCAUCAUGGACAAGGCAAGCUCGGAGGGGCCUGACCCUGACUUGAACGAUUUUGCGGAUGCCUCAGUUUUUGAUUAUUCCUCCAUCACCUCCUCCAGUCCCGACUGGACCACUGGGGAGGAAGAUGGCGUCUGGGGCAAAGGUGACCUUGGUGUGCUUGAGGAUAAAGCUGAAGAGCAGGUGUCAUUGAGGACACAUUCCUUCAAGCCAGUAAGGGCCUCUCAAAGAGAAGCCUCCCCAAUGUGCAGAGAAUCUGGGGCUCCGUACACUGAAGGACAUAUGUUUGAAUAUUCUGACGAGCUGCCUACAGGGGGCAUUGGCCCAGAGAACUCCAAACAGGCAGAUCCUGCUUUGGCAAGGGCCAAGUUGAGUAAACUCCACAAAGCAGCGAGGGAUCCUGGGAGAUCAUCUUCACCCAGGUGUCAACAAAGCAGAGUGGACCUCAGGUCUUUCCAGGAGGACGCUGUCUUGAAAGCUCAGGGCAUUACCUACAGACGAAGGGAUCCAAAAUGUAAGAGAUCUGCCCCACAUGGACCACCGGAUGACUGUGAAUGCAGCCGGGACAGUGAGGACCCAUGCAGCACUGUGUGACUGAGAUGCAAACUAGCUCUUCUCUCAGGGUCAGCAGUCGAGAAGAGCAGAGCAAGGACAAAAGCUGUUACCUACAGCUUUAAUACCUAUUUAAUAUGAAAUACCUUGAGCUUUUACAAGUUGGGAUUCUGUUUCCCUGCAAUUACUUUUGAACUAGUUGCCACUAUGAGUUAAGGUUAAAUAUUCCUCAUCAGUCUUUGUUUUGCAUUCAUGAUCUUACACGUGCCAGUAAGAUCAAAAGUCCUGCACAUCUGUUGAACUAUAGCGGACUGACAUUUGUCUCUAACACUCUACCUGCACUAAAGCAAUAAACUUGUAGCACCUAAGAAAAACAUUCA
This is a messenger RNA of Lepisosteus oculatus (spotted gar), 2605 nucleotides long. Its product is annotated as rho guanine nucleotide exchange factor 33. The record is from RefSeq and is a predicted model, not a curated record. Lineage: Eukaryota; Metazoa; Chordata; Actinopteri; Semionotiformes; Lepisosteidae. Gene Ontology annotation, molecular function: guanyl-nucleotide exchange factor activity.